AUGAAUACUAGCGUUAAGUUUGACCUGUAGUUAUUUAUGUCUUGUGGCGAGAGGAGGUGAUAGUUAAGAGAAACCAAACGUUUGUGCGGUAAUGAUAGUAGUAUGCCAUUUUCCCGAUGUUCUUAGUGGAUAAUUAUCAUUGUAUUGUUGUGUUAUAAAAUCAGCUGAUAUUUAUUCGACGUGUAAGUGAUGUUUUAUGUUUGUCGACGUCCCGAAUUUUUGUGGUUUGACGUGUGAAACUAAUUCGUAGACAGAAAUGGCGAAGGAAGAGAUAGACGAUCUCCUUCCUGACAAAGAUGCUGCCAAAGGUUUUUACGCGAAAUACGAACCAAAAGAAAUUCUUGGAAAAGGCAUCAGUUCAACAGUCAGAAGAUGCAUAGAAAAGGAAACUGGCAUUGAAUAUGCGGCGAAAAUAAUCGACCUUAGCAGUGAUUCGCAUGAUGGAGCAGAUGGAAAAACGAUGCUGGAAGCUACAUUGGAAGAAAUACACAUUUUAAGAAUGGUUUCUGGACAUCCAUAUAUCAUUGAGCUGCAUGAUGUUUUUGAAUCCAGCACCUUCAUUUUUUUGGUGUUCGAACUGUGUAAGAAUGGUGAACUAUUCGAUUACCUUACUUCAGUGGUGGCACUCUCGGAGAAGAAGACAAGGUAUAUUAUGCGGCAAUUAUUUGAAGCUUUGCAGUAUGUACAUGGUAAAAAUAUAGUUCACAGAGAUUUGAAGCCAGAAAACAUUUUACUGGAUGACAACUUUAAUAUUAAGUUGACAGACUUUGGUUUUGCAAGAGUUGUAAAACCAGGUGAAAAGUUAUUUGAUAUAUGUGGAACACCUGGCUACUUGGCUCCCGAGCUGCUGAACUCGGCUAUGUACCCCGACGCUGAUGGCUAUGGACAGGCUGUCGACAUCUGGGCAUGUGGUGUCAUCAUGUUUACACUGUUAGUUGGCUGCCCACCAUUCUGGCAUCGGAAACAGAUGGUAAUGCUCCGCAAAAUUAUGGAAGGGGACUUUUCUUUCACGUCUCCAGAAUGGGCUGAUAUAACAGAGCCCCCAAAGGAUUUAAUACGGAAACUGCUUGUAGUUGACCCAAAUGAAAGAAUCAGUAUUAAAGAAGCCCUUAACCAUCCCUUCUUCCAAAUUAUGUUUUGGGACCAAGAUAACUCUGUGAAAGGUGGGACUUCCAGGAGAUUUAGUCGAAUAUGUCAGAUCACACUGGAACAUAAAGAACAGAAAUUUGAUGCCCGCAAGAUGUUCAAAUUUGGAAUCCUCUGUGUUCGAGCCAUCGUACGAAUUCAACGACUUCGCUUUACACCCGAGCCAUUAUCAAUGGAAGUAGCAAGAGUUGACCCGUACAGGAUAAAAGUACUUCGCAAGGUGAUCGAUGCAUGUGCCUUCAGAGUAUAUGGCCACUGGGUGAAGAAAGGUGAAGGUCAGAACAGGGCUGCCUUGUUUGAGAAUAUGCCAAAGGUAGAACUGAAACAGAUAUAUGUGAACAACCUUAGUCGGUAAUGGAAUCCUUCCUUAGAAUUAUUAAAUCAAUGACAAAUUCAUAUUGUGAGGAGGAAGUGUAGGAAGGUAGGUAGGGCACUCUUAGAAUGAAAAUAAAAGAAUGCUGUUUUGUAAGUAAAACAUGAGAUCUUAAAACCUACAAUAAAUUCUACCAUGGACUGUUCUACUAUAGUUACAAUUUUGUGCUAAGGUGUUCAGCUGUACAGAUUUUAAGUAAUUCUGAUCUGAAGUCAGAAUAAUGUCUUCCUAUCUUACACUGUGUGUCAAUGUUUAGCAUGCAUAAAUAUUUGUACUGAAAGAUGGCUGCCCAUGAAAUAUUUGACUUUCUUUUAACAAAUGCAGUUGCCCACCAGUAAAACAAUUGGUCUUGGUGAAACGUGUUUAGAUAAAAAGAAAAGAAAUUGUGCUUUCCUUUUGCUGAUGAAUCUGUAUGUUCAGUACAUUGGGUCAGUCUGUCUAAUGAAGGUAGAUUAUUCAGCUUAAAACAAAUGGAAAAAGAAAAUAUUUGGCAUAGAAGAGGAGCAUCUACUUAUGAGUUGACAAAUGGAGCAAGGAAAUCAGUCAAAAUUACAAACCAUGUUAGGUACUUGUAUAUAUUAUUAUCUACUCUUACAUUUCGUAUCUCUCUUCCACCUAAAUGAGGUUGCAUUAAAACACAGAAAGGUGUAGAUUUAACCUUGUUUUAUUUGUUUCUUUCUACCCAUUUUUUGUGUUUCAACAGUUGUACAGCUGAUAAGUAGAACCACCUCUUUUGUAUUAUAUCUUAUGCAACACAGGCAUAUCUGAAAUAUGUAUCAUAAGUACUCAUAGUAAGUACAGUCAUUUCUUCUAAUAAAUAAGAUGACAUGAGUUUCUCUCUUAUUUGUAGCUGAAGAUGCUGUGUUUCAUUUUCUUAUUUAUUAUUCAGUUGCCAGAAUUAUUUACAAAAUUGUUAAGGUUGAUUCACAGCGUAUGUCUGUGAACCAUCCUGUAAUAGAAUGUCAGCAUCAACUAUUUGUAUGUUCACAAUUGACCGAACAUCAGUAGGACACAAUGCUCAGGCCAGUGCUAUACAGUAAAAAUGGAUUAUAGGUAAUCUCCUGUCUUACAAGAAGUCUAAAUAUAGUGCCAGCUGCAAUGAACUAGCAGUGGUAAGUCUAUUUUAUUAAUGACCAAAGGAAAAUUCACAAUGGAUUUUCUUGAGAGAGGUCAUAACGUAGAAUUUACACAGCUAGUUGAGAACUGAAAGAAUAAGAAGAGUGUUUUCCAUACAUUUCAAAUGGCAUUUAGUUGCUCAAGAAAAUACAUACAUGCAUGCAAACAGACGAAACAAUUUGUUCUAUACAUCACACUUUGUUUCUAAUUACAAAAUAUAACAUAAAAGACUAUAUUUCUUGCUCAGUGCAGCUGACUUUCUCACUGUUGAAACAAUUUUUAUCAAGAAAAACCCAUUUAUUUAUUUCUGUUUUUAUUUCUGAACAACGCAAGCUUUGUCACAGACCCAGUUUUUUUUAAAACUUGAAUCUUUCUUUCCUUUUUGGAUAUUGAGUCUCAUAACACACUCAAAGGAAAAACAUAGUCUUCAUGCGACCUUCACAGUGUACCACAUAACCAAUUACAAAUACCCCAAAACAUAAAAUCCACUACAACAACACCGGUGAACAUGGUGAGAAUUCUUUAAUCCUAGUGUUAACAGAUGUCAGUAUCCAAACUUUCUUCCUGGGGAAUCUUGACAGUGACAUUCUUUUCCAACCCAUUUUGUUUCAUUGACAGUCUUGUGUGAAUGGUUCCAUUUGAAAUUCAUUGUGAACCAAUCUGUGUGCUACUCUGUAAAAAAGAGCUCAUUAUACAUAUUAAAUUAAUUCUAAAAUGACAUUAAGUUUAACCAGUCGCUUGAAAGUCACAUAGUGGGACUAAUACUUCACUGAGGGGAGACAAGUUGGCACACCAUUUUAUAGCUGUUACACACUGUGUAACAUGUAUACACACAAUUCUCAUUAAUAAUGAGAACAAUGGCUUAGAAAAUUGUGGUCAGUGACCAUUUCACCAUGCCCACCAAAAUUGAGAAGUUGAACCUGGUGCCUAUACAUAUAGUACAAAACUGCAGUGAUUAGCAGUUGGGCUUAUUCCAAAUGUACUGAUUACCCAGACAUGUGCAUUAAAAAUAUUUGCCCAUACUAUAGGAGUGGAUUACCUCAGCUUGGACCAAGGAAAAGAUGUUUUGUAAACAUGUGUCCAGAUGUUCAGUUUUUUAUUGUAAUAGAACUUGUAUAAAGGUGUAUAAUAUAUUUUCAAUUUUCUACUCAUAUGAAUGGAUCAGUGUUAUCGAUGUGUAUAACGUGAUUGAAAUGCUUUCAGUUCACUUUUGUGCACACAUGAACUCAGCAGUGUGGAGUCGUGCCUUUUCAGAGAUUUUGGAAGGUUUUUGUGGAACUUACAGUAUUUCAUCAUAUGAAGUAUCUGUUUCCUAAAAUAAUUUUUUUGGGAGAUCCUAUGGAUAAAAAUCCAAAGGUCUUAACCACUUAUUCACACAACAUUGACCACCCCUCUUGAACACUGAAACCAAAAUGUGCUCUGUACUCAUUAUGCUCAAACUAAACAAUUCUGCAGGUCUUGACUUCUUCAUCAUAAGAUUAAUAUAUUGGUAUAACAAGAAUGGAAAUUUCUGGAUGGAAAAUAUGUAAAAUAAGAGAAAGGCAACUACUUUUCCAUAGAGGACUGGUGGUAACUUUUUGGUAACAUCACAUAAUUAAUUUAUAGACAGAAAAACAUUUCCAGACAUGUUCCCAUAACUUCUUUUUCCUUUUUGUGUAAAAAACCAAAAUUUGCCCAAGUAUUUUUGUUACACUUUAUAUAUGAUAAAUUUACUGAAGGCUUCAUGGUUAGUUUCAUGCCCACAGUGACCUUACAACAAACCCUAACAAAAGACAGGAAGCAGCUGUUAUUCUCAUAGCUUGUGGCAUUUUCUGUGUAAUUUUCGAUGAAAAUUAAAUAUGUGUCUCACUUGUAGAGUCAGGCAUUCCACAGUGUGUUCAUAAAUCAACAAUUCUGUAGUAUGAGAACUAUAACUCCCAGUGCAGCUGUCACGUGUUGCUGUGAAGUAGUUUGAUGCCUUGUGGUAAUCAGUGUAGCCUAAAUUUUUAUUUGUUUCAGUAAAUUACUUUUGUGGUAUGUUGUUGCAGUAUUCAUUUGGAAGAAAUUAUAUGCUCGAUAAUAAAAUUUUCUAUUGUGACAGACAACAGUGGGGCAUAAUUGAUGUAAAUUUGGUUGUAUAGCUACAUAAUUAUCUUUGUUUUCAUAAAUGCGAACAGCCAAUGUAUCAAUGAACUUGUCACUUUGUCAUUAAAAACAUUUAUGCACAGUA
This is a messenger RNA of Schistocerca nitens (vagrant locust), 4844 nucleotides long. It is a transcript of the gene PhKgamma, whose product is annotated as phosphorylase b kinase gamma catalytic chain, skeletal muscle/heart isoform. Bases 257 to 1501 code for a protein of 414 amino acids. The record is from RefSeq and is a predicted model, not a curated record. Gene Ontology annotation, molecular function: ATP binding; calmodulin binding; phosphorylase kinase activity. The transcript is spliced from 11 exons. Lineage: Eukaryota; Metazoa; Arthropoda; Insecta; Orthoptera; Acrididae. Gene Ontology annotation, cellular component: phosphorylase kinase complex. Gene Ontology annotation, biological process: glycogen biosynthetic process; protein phosphorylation.